UUUGUUGGGACAAGCGAGCUGGCUGUGGGGCCGGGCAUUUGGGUGGGUCUGGAAGCGGUCUUCCUCUUUUCCCCACUCCAAGUCCUUACCCUGGCUGGCGCUGCGAUUCUGUGGAGUGUUUCAAUCGGUUCAAGGCUGAGGCAGGCGUGCGGCCAAGUAGGUCUGCCGAGGUGGUCAAGCUUAUUGUACAGAAGUUGAAACACUUCCCAGGAAGAGAUGCAAGAAACAUUCAGGGCCAGCAGCAGGGAGCACACCAAUUAGCUGAGAUCAGCUGCAGUGACAGUACUCUCUGGACAACCUUGAUUCCUUUGGAGGGCUCCUGAUGCUACCACAUAUGGCCAUGCAAGGUCUUGUUGUGGCUCUCCUGCUCAUCCUCUUGGCUGGUGGGGCUGAAGCCUUUCGUAUCUGUGCCUUCAAUACCCAGAGACUGACACUGGCCAAGGUGGCGAAGGAGCCAGUGGUGGAUACCUUAGUUCAGAUCCUGACCCGAUGUGAUAUCAUGGUGCUUCAGGAGGUGGUGGAUUCCUCCCAGAAAACUGUCUCCUUUCUGCUUCGAGAACUUAAUAGAUUUGAUGGUUCCAGGAGUUACAGCUUCCUAAACAGUUCCCUGCUGGGGCGCAGCACAUACAAGGAGAAGUAUGUGUAUAUCUACCGGUCUGACAAGACACAGGUUCUGAAUGUCUACCAAUACAAUGACACAGAUGACCUUUUUGCCCGAGAACCGUUUGUGGCCCAGUUCACUCUCCCCAGCAAAAUUCUUCCUAGUGUGGUACUGGUUCCACUCCAUACUACUCCCAAGGACGUAGAGAAGGAGCUGAAUGCCCUAUAUGAUGUGUUUCUGGAUGUCUCCCAGCGCUGGCAAAAUGAGGAUGUGAUCCUGCUUGGAGACUUCAAUGCUGACUGUGCAUCACUGACUAAAAAGCGUCUCAACAGCCUGCUACUGCGGACUGAGACAGCUUUCCGCUGGGUGAUUCCUGAUGGGGAAGACACUACAGUGCGGACCAGCACCAACUGUACAUAUGACCGAAUUGUGAUGCAUGGACAGGGCUGUCAGACACUGCUGAGGGCUGCAGCUCCCUUCAACUUCCCCAGGAGUUUUCAGCUGACUGAGGAAGAGGCUCUCAGCAUCAGUGACCAUUAUCCUGUGGAGGUGGAGCUGAGCCGGGCAGCUCCAAGUAUCCAACCCUUAAGUCUGGCCAUUCUGCUAUUUCAGUUGGGUAGGUGGCUUGACACCUUUUAUACCUGAUGGCCAUGACUUGACCGGGACACUGCCAUCUCCAGGAACUGAAGCAAGACCUGAAGGACUUCAACUGCAACCUUCCUUUUCACGUAGGAUUUCUGCUGCCUGCUAUUCCAAGAGGAAAACAGGGCUGGCAGUGUUCUUGCCUAUUAAAUCCAAUGCCCUGGGUUUGAUUUCCAUUUGGAAUAGACAGGACUUGUCAAUGUAUGCCACUCUACCUCAGGUAGUCAGAAGCUAGAAAUGGGCUCAGGGAUUUAGACUAUACCUGCAGGAGAUUUGUGCAACUGAC
Molecule: messenger RNA, 1529 nt
Organism: Peromyscus eremicus (cactus mouse)
Lineage: Eukaryota; Metazoa; Chordata; Mammalia; Rodentia; Cricetidae
Gene: Dnase1l1
Product: deoxyribonuclease 1 like 1
Exons: 8
Coding region: 323-1246 (307 amino acids)
Biological process (GO): DNA catabolic process
Cellular component (GO): nucleus
Molecular function (GO): DNA nuclease activity
Source: RefSeq, a predicted model, not a curated record